Pomacea canaliculata is the source of this 1197-nucleotide messenger RNA. Its product is annotated as probable G-protein coupled receptor frpr-1. NCBI's taxonomy places the organism in Eukaryota, Metazoa, Mollusca, Gastropoda, Architaenioglossa, Ampullariidae. Gene Ontology annotation, molecular function: G protein-coupled receptor activity. The coding region runs from base 17 to 1165 and encodes 382 amino acids. Gene Ontology annotation, biological process: G protein-coupled receptor signaling pathway. Gene Ontology annotation, cellular component: membrane. The record is from RefSeq and is a predicted model, not a curated record. The transcript is spliced from 4 exons.
UGUGCAGAUACCUACGAUGCUAGAGACCAGCUGGUAUCACGGGAAUAACUCUGUGGGGCCAGGAGACGGAACCUCAGUCACUCUGCCCUCUAGCGGCGGAUCUCUGUCUUACGUCCCAGAAGGUUGCAUCGUGGUCCGGUCAGAUAGCUACAAACCUUGGGAAAACCCAUACGACCUCGUCAGCCAUAAGGCUGAGAUCUUGGUCCGAAUCAUCCUCAACGCCACGGCCACGCCCCUUCUGUUCCUCUUCGGAUUCCCAGCCAACAUCCUCAACGCCGUUGUCUUCUACAGACAGGGAAUAGGGGAGAGGAUCAACAUGUGUUUGUUUGUAUUGUCUUUGACAGACCUCGUGGGUCUCACAGCUCAGUUCCUACGAAAUCUGGAACAAAUGUACAGGGCGUUAAUUAAAGUUCGAGGUGUUCUCGAGGAAAACAUUGUAGGCUUUACUGGCUUUAGCAAAGUGUCUCAGUUUAUCACGUGUGUCAUCGCGUGCGAGCGGUUCUUGUGUGUGUUCCUCCCUUUCAAGGCUCAGAAAUACCUCAAGACUUCCAGCAUGGCGGCCGUUAUCGGGGUCAUCGGUGUGUUUCUGCUAGGCGGCAUGUGGCUCAUCGCCGGUCACAAGCACACCUUUACCUGUGUCUUUGAUCCUCUCACUAACGAGACGGACUUGGCCAGCAGCUACACCAGUUUUUACUUGGACCACAAGUAUGUUUUCGAUAUUAUCGACGUAUUUGUCUACACUGUCGUCUUCUCGAUCGUUCUUCAGUUUCUUAUCAUCAUCACCUCCAUCCUCACCGUCAUCAAGCUGUACCAAGCCUUUAUGUGGCGCCACCUACAUGGAGCCGUGGGAAGUUCCCACAAAGCACAACAGUCAAAAGAUUUGUCGAGACUUUCGAAGAAAGAAGUGGCGACCACCAAAAUGUUGCUGGCGUCGUCUCUCUUGUUUAUCGUCUGCUUCUCGCCUAUCGUCAUGUUGCAGUUGUCGCUGUACUUGGUGAAGGACCUGAGCAACUCAGGCCGCUACUACAACCUUCUGUCCGUACUGUGGAAAAUCGUUGCCGUGUUACGGAUGGUGACUGCGUCCUUGAACUUUGUCAUCUAUUACCACAUGGGGUCACGGUUUCGCACUACGUUAAAGGACAUAGUGUCAUGCGUGAGGAAGUAACUGUUCCAAGCACACACCUCAUUAAUCAUUAA